Messenger RNA from Xenia sp. Carnegie-2017, 483 nucleotides. Its product is annotated as nephrocystin-3-like. The record is from RefSeq and is a predicted model, not a curated record. The transcript has a single exon. Gene Ontology annotation, cellular component: kinesin complex. NCBI's taxonomy places the organism in Eukaryota, Metazoa, Cnidaria, Anthozoa, Malacalcyonacea, Xeniidae. Gene Ontology annotation, molecular function: protein binding. The annotation marks the transcript as partial.
GAUGUUGCUGUUUCUUUAAACAAUCUUGGUUUGGUGUUUGAAAAAAUUGGAAACUACGACAAAGCUAUAGAGGUUCACGAAAAAGCUCUAGAAAUUCGAAAACAAUCGUUUGGUCCAAAUGAUGUUCAUUUCGCUUCGUCUUUAUACAAUCUUGGUGAUGUGUAUUAUAACACUGGAAACUACGAGAAAGCUAUAGAUGUUCACGAAAAAGCUCUAGAAAUUCGAAAACACUCGUUAGGUCCAAAUCAUGUUUAUGUUGCUGAUUCUUUAAACAAUCUUGGUAAUGUGUAUUAUAAUACUGGAAACUACGACAAAGCUCUAAAGUUUUACGAAAAAGCUCUAGAAAUUCGGAAACAAUCGCUAGGUCGAAAUCAUGUUGAUGUUGCUGUUUCUUUAAACAAUCUUGGUUUGGUGUUUUAUAAAAUUGGAAACUACGACAAAGCUAUAGAGCUUCACGAAAAAGCUCUAGAAAUUCGAAAACAA